Geodia barretti is the source of this 2940-nucleotide messenger RNA. NCBI's taxonomy places the organism in Eukaryota, Metazoa, Porifera, Demospongiae, Tetractinellida, Geodiidae. The record is from the annotation of a GenBank genome assembly.
AUGGUCGGGCAGCGCUUCUGCGAGCAACUCGUCGAGCGCGACACCAAGCGGCAAUUCCGGCUGAUCACCUUCUGCGAAGAGCCCCGCGCGGCCUAUGACCGGGUCGGGCUCACCUCGUUUUUCGCGCACCGCGACGCGCAGAAACUCAUGAUGGCCAAAAUGGCCUGGUACGAAGCCAACGGCGUGGAACUGCACGUCGGCGACCGCGCCAGCGACAUCGACCGCCAAGCCAAGGUGGUGCGCUCCGACAAGGGCGUCGAGGUGAGCUACGACACGGUGGUGCUGGCCACGGGGUCCUUCCCGUUCGUGCCGCCGCUGCCUGGCAUCGAAAGCGCGGCGUGUUUGUCUACCGUACCCGAGGACCUGGAGAGAAUUAUCGACUACGGCAACGGGGUGAAGCGCGCCGCCGUCAUCGGCGGCGGCCUGCUCGGCCUCGAGGCGGCCAAGGCGGCGUACGACCUCAGCCUGCAAACGCACGUGGUGGAAUUCGCCCCGCGCCUGAUGCCGCGGCAGAUCGACGACGCCGGCUCGCGCGUCCUGGUGCGCAAGAUUGAAGACCUCGGCGUCCGCGUGCACCUCAACAAAGCCACCCAAGAGGUGCUCGGCAACGGCCGCGUGGCCGGCAUGCGCUUUCAGGACGGCGACGUGCUGGACGUGGACAUGAUUAUCGUGUCUGCCGGCAUUCGGCCGCGCGACGAUCUGGCGCGCGCCUGCGGCAUUGAGGUCGGCGAGCGCGGCGGCGUGGCGGUCAACGACCUGCUGCAAACCUCCGACCCGUCCAUCUACGCCAUCGGUGAAGUGGCCCUGCACGGCGGCAUGAUCUACGGCCUGGUGGCGCCGGGCUACGAGAUGGCUGAGAUCGUCGCCGCCAACCUCACCGGCGGCGACGCCCGCUUCCAAGGCGCCGACCUGUCCACCAAGCUGAAGCUCAUGGGCGUGGACGUCGCCAGCUUCGGCGACUACGAAGCCGGUGCCGAAACCGCCCAUCCGCUGACCUGGGAAGACCCCUUCGACGGCGUCUACAAGAAGCUGCUGUUCAGCCCCGACGGCACCCGGCUGCUCGGCGGCGUGCUGGUCGGCGACGCCGGCGACUACGGCACCCUGUCCGUGUUGGCCAAGAGCGGCGAGCCGCUGCCGUGCCGCCCCAACGCGUUGAUCCUGGGCAGCUCGGGCGGCGCCGGGGCGCUGGUCGGCGUCGACGCGAUGGCCGAUUCGGCGCAGAUCUGCUCCUGUAACAACGUCACCAAGGGCGCCAUCUGCGACGCCAUGCGCGAGCAGGACAUCGCCUCCUUGGCGAAUCUCAAAGCCGCCACCCGGGCCGGCACCGGCUGCGGCGGCUGCAUGCCCCUGGUCACCGACCUGUUUAACGGCGCCAUGGCCGCGGCCGGCGUCGCUAUCAGCCAUCAUAUGUGCGAGCACUUCCCGUAUUCGCGCAUCGAGCUGUUCGCCAUCAUCAAGGCCAAGAAGCUGAAGACGUUCGACGAGAUCAUCCGCCAAUACGGCAGCGGCACCGGCUGCGAGGUGUGCAAGCCGGCCGUCACUUCCAUCCUGGCGGCGCUGUGGAACGAGACGAUCAGCAACGCGGCGCACCACACCCUGCAGGACACCAACGACCGCUUCCUCGCCAACAUGCAGCGCGGCGGGCUGUACUCGGUGAUUCCGCGCGUGCCGGGCGGCGAGAUUACCCCCGACAAGCUCAUCGCCCUGGGCGAGACGGCACGGGACUACGGCCUCUACACCAAGAUCACCGGCGGCCAGCGCAUCGAUCUGUUCGGCGCCCAGUUGCAAAACCUGCCGGACAUCUGGGAGAAGCUUGUGGACGCGGGCUUCGAGAGCGGCCACGCCUACGGCAAGGCGCUGCGUACCGUCAAGAGCUGCGUCGGCACCACCUGGUGCCGCUACGGCGUGCAGGAUUCGGUCGCCUUCGCGGUGCGCGUAGAGAAUCGCUACAAAGGCAUACGGGCGCCGCACAAGAUCAAGAGCGCCCGCGGUUACAAUCUGUACGUCGGCGGCAACGGCGGCGCCAAGCCCCGGCACGCCGACCUGCUGGCCGCCGACGUCGACGAGGAAACCGCCAUCCGCUACAUCGACCGCUUCCUCAUGUAUUACAUCAUGACCGCCGACAAGCUGACCCGCACCGCGGUGUGGCUCGACAAGAUGGCGGGCGGCGUGGAACACCUGCGCGAGGUCAUCAUCGACGACAAGCUCGGCAUCUGCGGCGAGCUCGAUUCCAUGAUGCAGUUCCUGGUCGAUUCGUACCGCUGCGAGUGGGCCGACGUGGUCAACGAUCCCGAAAAGCGGCGGCUCUUCCGGCAGUUUGUGAACACCGACGCCACCGAGCCGACGAUCGAAAUCGUCUCCGAGCGCGGCCAACGGCGGCCGGCCGACUGGCCGACGGAAGCGGUGUCCUUGCAGCAGAUCGAGGUGCUCGACCGUCUGGUGAACGACGAUGGCGACACCGAGCGCGCCUGGGUCAUGGUCGGCACGGCGGACGAUUUUCCGCCCGACGGCGGCGCCACCAUCAAGUACGGCGGCGUGCAGAUUGCCGUGUUCAACUUCAGCAGCCGCGGCGAGUGGUACGCCAGCCAGCAGAUGUGCCCGCACAAGAAAGCCUUCGUGCUGUCGCGCGGCGUCCUCGGCGACGUCGGCGGGGUGCCGAAAAUCGCCUGCCCGCUGCACAAGAAAACAUUUUCGCUCGAAUCCGGCGCCUCGCUGGGCGGCGAGGAUUACGGGCUGCAGGUGUUCCCGGUCAAGGUCGAGAACGGCGAGGUGUAUCUGCACCUGCCGCCGACCGAGGCGCUGGAGCGCUCUCUGGCCACCGAGAUCGGCUGCGAAAUGGCAACCGCGUGCAGCGCCGGUGACGGCAUGCAGUUGUUGCCGGUCCACAGCGCAGCGGAGUCGAGCGUAUUCAAUACAAACAGCAUGAGCGUCAGCGAAUGA